CCGGACUUGUUGUUUUUGAAAAAUCAACGAUCUUUAAAACGGAAAUAAGUACUCUACAUUAAGAUUUAAUAUCUAGAUACGGAAAUUAUUUCUUCAUUGAUUCUAACAUUGUCUAAUACAGAAAAGAAUUGUAGUGAAUUCGUUAUGGCUAAAUAUCUUUGUUCGUUUAUAUUGUUACUUUCACUGAUUGUCAGCAGUUUUACCACUGGAUUAAGUACGACAGAACAAAAUGCAUGUCCUCGGUACAUAAGACGAAUGAAACCAGAUGGACAGUACCAUAGAGUUUUGGAAAUGACAUGUUGUCCGGAUUAUAUGGAAGUGGACAAUAAAUGUAUAGCGUGCCCUGCAGGCCAUUUUGGACAGAACUGUAGUGUGCCAUGUCUUGACGGUAAAUAUGGACAACAAUGUAAAUUGACGUGUAAUUGUACACGUGAUCUAUGCGACCCAAAAAUUGGUUGUAAAUGUAAAGCAGGGUUUACUGGAGUGCACUGUCAUAAGGAGUGUCCAGAUGGAUAUUACGGAAUGGAUUGCCAAUCUAUUUGUAAAUGCUCAGAAAAAUCUGACUGCGAUCAUGAGACAGGCUAUUGUAGAUGUCACAUAGGUUAUGAAGGCAGAUUUUGUCAUGACAUUUGUCGUGAUCAGUUUUAUGGACAGGAUUGCUCACUUAAUUGUAGCUGUCCAAAUCAGGUACCUUGUCAUCACGUGACUGGUCAUUGCCUGUGUCCAAAGGGUUUCAGGGGAGACAAUUGUGAUGAAAGAUGCCCGGUGGGUACAUUUGGCGGGAACUGUCUUGGUACAUGUAAUUGUGUAGAAGGAACAUGUGAUCCGAAGAACGGACAAUGCACGUGUAACCCGGGUUACUCCGGUAGAUUAUGCAACGAAAAUUGUCCACAAAACUCGUUUGGGAUAGGAUGUAAUUCGACCUGCACUUGUGAUACCAAUUCUAGAUGUCAUCCUGUUACUGGAGAAUGUCUGUGUCAGCCUGGGUUUUACGGAAAAGACUGCAGGAAAACAUGCAGUGCAGGAUCCUAUGGUCAUGGCUGUAUAUACACAUGUAAAUGUUCCAGAACGUCAGUAUGUAACACUCAGACUGGUGAGUGCACUUGUGAUAGAGGAUGGACUGGGGUAAUUUGUGACCACAAAUGCUCGUCUGGUUACUAUGGUGCUGGAUGUCUUCAACGCUGUGGCUGUUUAGAAAAUCAACAUUGUCAUCAUGUGACUGGUGACUGUCAAUGUGAGACAGGGAAAAGGGGAUUGCACUGUAAUGAAACAUGUGAUGCUGGUACUUAUGGAAUUGACUGUGCAGAAAGAUGUAAUUGUCAACAUUGCAGUUCAGUUGACGGAGUGUGUCAACAAAUGCAUGCCAGUAAUGAUGAUAAAUCAACAGUAGGGAUAUCUGUCGGUAUAGUGGCGGGAAUUCUAGUUUUGGUCGGAUGUCUUUUGUUUAUCAUUGUUUUAAAACGCCGUAAUAGUAUGACAGCUGUACAUGAACUGCAGAAGAUGAGGAGGGACGAUUUUAGCAGUAAUCAUUACGAAGACAUUGAUACUUACGCUGAAAUACAAGAUUCAAAGUUACUACCGAACUAUCCUUACAGCUAUGCUGAUUCAACGGAAGUUAAACCACCAAUCAAAGAGAGACAACCGACUUCAAAAAGAGCACGUAAUAUAUACCUUUCUGUCACUGAUGCACAAAGAUUUAGUAAGCUCUCAGUUUCAAGUGGGGACAUAAAGAGUCAAUGCGAAAGUUCGGACUAUUUGAAUCCAUAUACAGGACUAAUAAGAGAUGCCAAAUGUGCAAGUUAUCAAGAAAUCAAUAAGGUGACAAAAGAACGGAACGCCAGCAAUGAGUCUGAAUCUGGAUAUGUAAAACCUGUAUCAGGAACUGCAAAGACAAACGAUAUCAAUAACAGACAUUGCAAUGACUACAUAGAUGCCAAAUCUUCUAUAAGACAAACCAAUGACGAUGACCCCGACAUAGUUACUAAGAAAAUCAGAAACGAGAGCGACAGCAGCAUUCAGUCUGGAUACUUAAAGAUGAACUCGAGUCUGAAGAAGAAGUCAGAAACUGAAGCUGAUUACAGCAUAAUGGACAUGGAUGACAAAGAUAGUCUUAACAGUGUAUUUCUUCCAAAGAUAACAAUAAGCAGUCAAAACGGUUCUACAGAGACCCUGAAUAUAAAAACCAAUGACUGAAUAUAUUUGCAAAACCAUGGUCUACAAAAUAUGUUUAGAAAUACUAGUUUCACUGCCGUUUUAUGUACAUUCUGUUUGAAAUAAACACAUUAUAAUUAUGUAAAUUCUAAUAAAAUGUUCUGGACGUU
Molecule: messenger RNA, 2321 nt
Organism: Mytilus trossulus (common blue mussel)
Lineage: Eukaryota; Metazoa; Mollusca; Bivalvia; Mytilida; Mytilidae
Product: multiple epidermal growth factor-like domains protein 10
Exons: 11
Coding region: 145-2193 (682 amino acids)
Molecular function (GO): scavenger receptor activity
Source: RefSeq, a predicted model, not a curated record